AUGGACCGAUCGUAUUUGGACGUGACCGAGCCGUACGUGAACGAGGCGCCUAUCCAGGAAAUGUUUUUACACUCGUUUUUACCGUUCUCCAGCACGGCUAUAAACAAAGGUGACGAGAUACGUAUCCCUAUACAGAACAGAGACGCCGUCACACUGCCUAGCGAGAGUUUUAUCUACAUCGAGGGCAAAUUGAUAAAACCGGCCGAUCUGUUGUCCGAAGUCACGUUUUGCCAGAACGGUUUGAUUAAUUUGUUUAACGAAAUCAAAUAUGAAAUUAACUCCGUGGAAAUACAACGCGUUAAACGACCGGGUGUGAGCAGCUCGUUGAAAGGUUAUUGUUCUUAUACGCCCGCGGACGUAAACUGUUUGCAAAACGCUACUUGGGACGAUGCGGAUUCGAAUAAAAAAUUUAUAAAAGACGGCACGUUUACCGGAUGUAUCCCGCUGAAACACGUUCUGGGAUUCGCCGAAGAUUAUAAUAAAGUUUUGAUAAAUUGCUCGCAACAAUUAAUCUUGAACCGGGCGACAGACGAUCUGGGAUCGUUGACGUUUUUCUUGAAAGGUAAUGAAGUUUUGAGCGAUGCGACUGUUCAAGCUAAAGUGAAAUUAAUCAAAAUAGAAUGGCGAAAGUCAUGUGGAAGGUGCCCGUGGUCAAGGUCAAUGACAGAGAGAAGUUAA
Molecule: messenger RNA, 678 nt
Organism: Sipha flava (yellow sugarcane aphid)
Lineage: Eukaryota; Metazoa; Arthropoda; Insecta; Hemiptera; Aphididae
Exons: 1
Coding region: 1-678 (225 amino acids)
Source: RefSeq, a predicted model, not a curated record